Molecule: messenger RNA, 614 nt
Organism: Jaculus jaculus (lesser Egyptian jerboa)
Lineage: Eukaryota; Metazoa; Chordata; Mammalia; Rodentia; Dipodidae
Gene: Tmem213
Product: transmembrane protein 213
Exons: 3
Coding region: 176-529 (117 amino acids)
Source: RefSeq, a predicted model, not a curated record
GUGACAGAAGCCAGAGCAGUGUGACAGGUGGUUGAUUUCCUGGGCUCCACCCUCUCUCUUUUCCCCAAACACAGCAAGUUCCCAGCUCCUGCAGGAGUCGCCCGGUCAACCCCGGGCACAGCACCCAGGGCACACAGGACAUAGGGCCCCCAGCCCUGAGUACCCCAACCCUGGUAUGGCCCGGUCAGGUGCCUCUCUCCGCAGCCCACCGCGCCUCACCUCUUGCCCGCGGGCUGCCCUGCUCUUCGGCCUGGCCGCCGCCGUGGCCUCCGCUCGCUGGGCAGAAGCCAUCAGCAGUAGCAGCAACUCCACAUUGACAGUCCACCUCGCAGAUCCUGGGACCCUGGAUCGCUGUCCCAAUGUUGACUUCUGCCCACAAGCAGCCAGGUGCUGCCACGCCGGCGUGGACGAAUAUGGCUGGAUCGCAGCGGCGGUGGGUUGGAGUCUCUGGUUCCUCACCCUCAUCCUGCUCUGUGUGGACAAGCUGACCAAGCUCACUCCGGAGGAGCCCAAGGACCUGCCUGCGUGAGCGCGGCCCGGGGGCACCACGCGCGGACUGCAGCAGCGGGGGGCAGCGCUUCGGAAGUGGGGCAUUAAAGUCGCUGCUCCUUGAA